AUGUCAGACGUUACCACCGCCAUCACAACGGCCUGCGCCUAUAAGGCUCGGGACGGGGAUAAUAUAGCAAGUACAUCCGGAUCCGACAUCCGGCCUGACGUUGAACCCCGAAGACGACGACACUCCUUCUUCAUUCCCAGGAGACGAUCCAUUGUUGGCCAUAUCAUGGAUGGCGAAGAGGGUCUUCUUCUCAAAGUCGACCUUUUCCUCUCUGAACUCGAGCGUCGGCUCGAUUUUAUUGAGAAUUAUGUCGACUUGAGUAAGGACUCCAGCAUCUCUCGUACCUUCUCUACACUCCAGGCUGUUCGUUCGAGAUGUUCCCACGCUUCAGAGGAAGUUCUUGGUGCAGGACGACGCCGUUUACACAUUAUGGUUGAUACUCUAGAGGCGAGAUACAAGGAGACCUUAGAGGCCGCCGAGUCGCUGAAUGAGAAGGCUCACGUUGGAGUCGAUUUGCUCGAAAACAUGCUCUCUGAUUUUGAAGCUAGAGCCUACAAAUUGCGUGAGCAGGGCUUUGCAAACGCCGCCAAUGCUGCCGAGGCUUUCAUGGAUGAGGGGCGCCGGGUUGCCAACGAAGGAAUCGAGCGUGCCAUUCAAGCCGCCCUUUCGCUGGAGGAGCACAUUCAACAAGCUAUCGUUCUGGCCAAGGAAGGGCGCCUCCUCUCCUACGAUGACCUCCCCUCACCUUGGCGAAACAACCCUCACAUCCACAAGGGUUACCGUUUCACUGAAUCCAAACUCGAAUGCGUACGCUCAGCCUUUAAUCUUUCCAAUGAGCUAGUCAACAUCUGGUCCCAUGCACUGGGUCUCAUUUUGGUCCUCGCGAUCGCGUUAUAUUUCUACCCAAAUACUGCCAACUUUACACUCAGUACGAAGUCCGAUGUAUUCGUCGCGGGCGUCUUUUUUGUUAUGGCUUGCCUCACUUUGGUUUGCUCAACGGUUUGGCACACUAUGAAUGCUGUUGCAGAUGUCGAUGCCAUUUCAAUAUUUGCCUGCGUGGACUAUACCGGCAUUUCUCUGUUGAUUGCUGCCUCAAUCAUGACGACUGAAUAUACAGCCUUCUACUGCGACCCUGUAAGCCGAUACAUCUAUAUGGGUUUAACAGCUUUCCUCGGAAUCGGAGGCGUCAUUCUUCCGUGGCAUCCUCGCUUUAAUGGUGCUGAUAUGGCAUGGGCGCGAGUCGCUUUUUUUGUUGGCCUUGCCUUGACUGGGUUUAUGCCUAUGGUUCAGCUUGGGUGGACUCACGGGCUCGACUUUGUGUACAAUUUCUACUCACCAAUUUCCAAGUCGAUGCUCGUGUACUUUACGGGCGCCGUUGUUUACGCCAGUAAGAUCCCCGAAAGGUGGUUUCCUGGCUGCUUUGACUAUGUUGGUGGAAGCCAUAACCUCUGGCAUGCCGCAGUUCUCGGAGGCAUCCUCUUCCACUACUCGGCCAUGCAGACCUUCUUUGCCAACGCCUUCCACCGAGCAGAAGCUGGCUGCCCUUCAUAUUAG
This is a messenger RNA of Fusarium proliferatum ET1, 1494 nucleotides long. RefSeq names its product probable IZH3 Implicated in Zinc Homeostasis, membrane protein. Gene Ontology annotation, molecular function: signaling receptor activity. The record is from RefSeq and is a predicted model, not a curated record. Lineage: Eukaryota; Fungi; Ascomycota; Sordariomycetes; Hypocreales; Nectriaceae. Gene Ontology annotation, cellular component: membrane. The transcript has a single exon. Bases 1 to 1494 code for a protein of 497 amino acids.